Molecule: messenger RNA, 4536 nt
Organism: Anopheles darlingi
Lineage: Eukaryota; Metazoa; Arthropoda; Insecta; Diptera; Culicidae
Gene: Ric
Product: GTP-binding protein Rit2
Exons: 3
Coding region: 596-1366 (256 amino acids)
Biological process (GO): Ras protein signal transduction
Cellular component (GO): plasma membrane
Molecular function (GO): GTPase activity; GTP binding; GDP binding
Source: RefSeq, a predicted model, not a curated record
CGGUGUGCGUGAAAAUAACGUGUGUGCGUUGUACCUUCUUGUUUUGGUCUCCGGUUGAAAUUUUAGAGUUACCGUAAAAAAGUGGAAAUUUUAACAUUUUUGGCCUUUUUCGUGCGUGAUAACAGCAAGUUAGAGCAACGGGCAACUCCUGCCGUCUUUCUAGUUGGAAUAGAACCCCUCUCGGCCGGACAAACUCUGAUAAACUGCAUCCAGCCUCACAAAAGACGAGAUUGAAACCACGGAAAAGGAUUCUUACUUUUCCUCUUCAGACAAAAGAUAUCCUUUUUCCAACGGGAGCGCAGGGAUCGCACCAAAUCUCAUCCGCAAUAUCCGUAUCGUGCUAAGAGAAGCCGCCACAAAGCUAAAUAUGUUCACCGGAAAUUCGGGAAUGUGGCCUUAGUAGCCUUUCCCUAAAAUAGCAGAGGGCUAUAUCCCCAAAGUCUAUAGCCGCUAGAUGUAACACCGAAUUGUUUCGUGGUACCGUUGUGAAUCUCCUUGGAGUGCAGGGGGGUUCCAUGAACCCUACCAGCUUCAACUGUAAAAAUUCUAUCGAGGUACGACGAUAAGCGACAAGUUGUUCGAAAGAGUUUGAACGAUGGCAGGAGACUUUUCCGGCUGCACCGCACGGAAGAAAAACCGGGCCCAAUCCAUCGAGUACAACCCGGUGAAGACAGACGGUGGCCAGAACUCGAAGCAACCCACGAAUCCAAUGACGACUCGCAGCGGUCUUCGAGUGUAUAAAAUUGUCAUCCUAGGGGAUGGUGGGGUCGGCAAAUCGGCGGUAACACUUCAGUUCGUCAGCCAUAGCUUCCUGGAUUAUCAUGAUCCCACGAUCGAAGACUCGUACCAGCAGCAGGCCGUGAUCGAUGGAGAGGCCGCGCUGCUCGACAUCCUCGACACGGCCGGUCAGGUUGAGUUUACGGCCAUGCGCGAUCAGUACAUGCGGUGUGGCGAAGGUUUCAUCAUCUGCUAUUCGGUUACCGAUCGGCACAGUUUCCAGGAGGCGUCCGAAUAUCGGAAGCUGAUCGCACGGGUACGCCUUACCGAGGACAUUCCACUCGUGCUGGUAGCGAAUAAGCUAGAUCUGCAAUCCCAACGCAAGGUCUCGACAGAGGAAGGAAAAACGCUGGCCAAACAGUUUGGCUGUCCGUUCUAUGAAACUUCGGCUGCGCUACGGCACUAUAUCGAUGAGGCAUUCUUCUCACUGGUGCGCGAAAUUCGACGAAAAGAAGAGCAACGGACACUGAACGGUGGGUCGAGCUCGGAAAAGAUCCAUCCCCGAAGACGUAGCCGCUGGUGGCGACUGCGUUCCAUUUUUGCGCUGGUCUUUCGGCGCCGGCGAAACCUUACCAGCACCGAACAGUAGAUGGUUAGCAUAUUGAGCGACACGACAAGAGGGAACAUCGACGACAAGCACAGUAGUGGACCGACUUGUUCCCCCUUGGCAGUACUAGCGAUCACCUGCGUCUUGCGCUGCCCUGUUUUCCAAAGAUGGUCUGUAUUAUUUAGCAGCAUUACGAAUUAGAUGUCACGUUUUGUGUAGCUAUAGAGCGCUACGGGUAGAGUUUUCCGAUCUUACACGCCCACCCUGUGCGUGCUUCAAUCAACGAAACACUAAACUAUCUCAUGCUGCGGCGAUGCUGCACCCUAGCUCUAAGUUGAUUUUAACAAAUUAUUAAGUUAAGAGCGAAUCCGGAUGGAGCCGCCUAGAAAAGAAACAAAUGGAAAACCAAAGUGAAGAGGCAGGUGAAACGUAAAUCGUGAUCUGAUUUGAAUCGAGUGGAAUGAUUUUAGUAAGCAAAGCCCGUUUUACCAGAAUACCUGCGCCACAUAAACCCUUAAGAACCUAAAUCACACACCUAGAUAGUAGUACCGUAGCUGUCGAUGAAAGAACCUUCCUUUGUAUUCAAGCGGUUAGUACCACCCACCGGAAGUGGUUCCUUUGAGCAGGUUCAAUGGCACAGCCCUUGGAGCUUGUUGGUCAGUUUUUUGUUCAAUCAGUAUUGAUAAGAUAUAAGCGAAACUAAACAGUAGCAUUAGGAGUAAUAUCUCUGAACCAACGAACGAACUUCCGAGGUCAUGUGUGAUUACGGUGUAUGUUAAACCCCACGUAAGAUGUUACAAAAAUCUCCACGAUUAAGGCACCUAGUGCAUAUUAUCAAGUUUAGGUUGCAGAACUCUGGUAGCAAAGUUGUUUUAUGGUCGAAAUUUACGAAAAUAUUUAUUUACAAGCAGCUGUUGAUCGAAGAUCGGUAUCGACCGUUAUCGGUUAAACAACAUACCCUUACGCAAACACAUCAGAUUAAAACAAAUCAAACGGUAAUCAUGCAGUGCAAUCAAUGCUGGAAUAGACUGGGAUGUUCUUAUCCUUGUGGAAGAUGGAACAUCGAUUAAGAAAGAGUAGGAAACCAAACAAAACCAUACCAAACUAACCCCCCAAUAUCUGUGAUGUACGCCAAAACAAUGAAUGUACCGUCAUAUUCUAUUCAGUGUUCUCUAAGAAUUAUAGUUUCUCUGCAAUUUUUUACCUACACCGAUGCCGAUUUUUUACGUUCUUUUGAUAAAUGUUCAUUGAGACUCUAAAGUUUAAAGCUUUAUAAAAAUGAUUUCAUCACUUCCAAGGCAGACACGUGGUCGUGCAGAGUAUGUUUUAGAAACAACAAUACAUUCUCAAUUGUAAUCCUCGGUAGAUGGAAUUCUUUCGCGGACGAGGCCGAUGUCCAGCGACGUGAACUGGCAUAUGCAUCGUUAAGCGAACCUGCCAGUAUCGAAACUACUUCCGAAGAUGUUUUAAUGGUUAGUUUCAAAUAAUUUUCGAACGCCAGUUUUGCCCGUGGCAGCCAAUGGAAAAUGGAAUGGAAUGUUGCCAACGAUGCACCCUGAAGAUGACAGUCAGCAUUGGAGAGAAGCACAAUUUGUAUUGCAGAUUGAGAAAAGUAUCAAUAUUAUUGGUGGACAUUGAACUGUACGCCUAAGAUCUAAACAUAAACGACAACAAACACUCAAAACAGGGUUAAAAUGUAAUAGUUGUAAAAUAUAUAUAAAUAUACAGUAAAACCAGUUCUUAACAUAAGCCAGUCAAUAGCCGCGAAGAUGUUAUAAAAGCAAUUGAUAGCCAUCAGCUAAUCGAGUGUGUCGCAAAUGUCACAGACAAGGAUUUCUAUGCAACUAUGAGCGAAGGUACAACAGAACGGGUUCAUUAUCAGGUGGGAAUGAGGGAAAUCAAAGAUCUUAUGUUUACCAUCAAUUCAUCAAUUUAAUCAUCUCGUUUUUGCCUCUAACCAUUCCUGGAAGAUGCAUAAAUAAUCCGAAUCGAAUGUAAAUCAGCAACUACUGAAAUUAAGUCAGUGCACAACCAUUUUUUCCCUUCUGUUAGAACUCAAAAGCAAUAGUAUUAGGACCACGUCUCCGCAACAGGAUAACUCAUCGUAUAUACCCAGCACAGCCAUUUGCUGUCAUAUUUAGUAAGAAACUAGGAAGGAUUUGACUUGCAAUAAUAUAUGCAGGCGCCAUAGUAGUACUGUCUGAUACAACCGUAGUCUUACCUGAUAGCCGUGAACAUGGAACUUCCUUCCGCCAUAGGACAUCAGUCAACAGCAAUAGAAAAGGGUAGAGAAAAUGUUGUUCGAUCUCCUUCUUGCUGCUAGCAUUGCUCGUAUCAAGCAGCAAUAAUUGAUUUCUUCGGGAAUUGACAGAACCAUAUGACAAGAUAUUAAGCCUAUCUUCAAGAUUUUGUUGCAGGGAUCGCUGUUUGUUUCCUGUCGUAAUAAUCGUUACCAAUGAGUAAAAUGUUUCUGGAUUACCUAAUGUAGGACAUGAGUUGUACGACAUAAUAAUUUCUUCAAUACUUCGCUAGUGGAAUGUUUGUGACUUAGAAAAGCCCUUUUAUCAUUGAAACAUGAUCGUAUGAGCUCGAGAUGUGGAAUGGACCAGCGACAAUAAUGAAUUGCAUAACCCACUAUACCAAAGGCUACAAACUCUGCCGGCUUUUUAAGGAAUUGUAUACUUCUGAACUCGUGCAACUUCAAUUUAUUGGUCAUCUGUGUAGCAUCAGAUUUGUUCACAUUCAUUAGUGAUGCUUUAGUUGGUUCUCCACGGACAUAUGCGCAUCUCAAGUUAAAGACAGCGAUAUAGCGCCUGGAAUGGCUUGAUAACUUGUAAGCUAUUUUGUUACAGCGUCCAAAACCAUAGGUAGAAGCGGUAGAACUUACACACCACCUUGAAAAACUUUAGUUCCUCGAAGCAAAAUGCAUUUAGUAGGACAAUUUACUGUUUGCCCGUACCUUUAUUACAGUACUUUUGUCAAAUUGAGAAGCCGGGAAUUUAUGUUGAAAUUGAUUACUUUCCGAGAACGAGAUGGGAUGAGGUUCCAUUGCUAGGUUAAGGCGAGCAUUAGAGUGGUUAAAAUUUCAGUAUUUAAUGUUAUGGCCUCGGUGAAAAAACCAAGAAUGUUGUUGCAUAAAAAUCAUGCUAAUGUGUGUGGUCCGGCGAGAAGAGCAUCAAAUGGCCACGCCGUUUGGCAGUAAGAAAUAAAGU